Salvia splendens (bonfire salvia) is the source of this 2725-nucleotide messenger RNA. Its product is annotated as putative late blight resistance protein homolog R1B-14. The record is from RefSeq and is a predicted model, not a curated record. The transcript is spliced from 2 exons. NCBI's taxonomy places the organism in Eukaryota, Viridiplantae, Streptophyta, Magnoliopsida, Lamiales, Lamiaceae. Bases 46 to 2559 code for a protein of 837 amino acids. Gene Ontology annotation, biological process: defense response to other organism. Gene Ontology annotation, molecular function: ADP binding.
AUCAUAUUGGUUCCAAUUCUUAUUUAGCUGCUCAACAAAAAAGAGAUGGCUUUUGCUGUUGCUUAUUCACUAUUUAAUACAAUAAACCACAUCCUGAAUCACGACGAAUUCCCCAUUUCUGUUUAUGGAAAACAACAGAUUGGCAGGCUCCAAGAAAAAGUAGCUUCCCUGCUUGAUUUUCUUGAAGAUUUUAAGGAGGAAGGCAGCAGGUUGGAAAGAAGAAUUAGGGAUGCAGCGAAUGAAGCAGAAGAUGUUAUCGAGCAUUGGAUGCACGAGCAUAUCCGAUCAACUGCUGCUGGACUUGCCACCGAUGUUGAAUAUGAUUUAGGCGAGCUGAAUAUGGCGAUGCAGGAAAUUAACUCCAUUGCUGAAGAGGUGGAGGAGCUCAUCCAACCAAACAGAGAGAAGCUGCAGUCGUCUCCAACGCCCACACCAGCUGUUGAGAGGAUGCUUCAGUCAUCUCCAACACCCACACCAGCUGCUGUUGGUCUGGAGAAGCAGGUCGACCUAUUAAGAGUUUGGCUCUUAGAUUACCCAGCCAUUUCAAUCUCGGGGAUGGGUGGUAUUGGAAAGACAACUCUGGCCAGAGCUGUUUUCGAAGAUGAACAAGUUGUCAACUACUUUCAUGUUCGUGUCUGGAUCACUGUGUCCCAGAACUAUCAAAUCGAAAGUGUGUUUGAAGAGCUUUUAUUUUCCUUGGAGAAACAAGUUGAAAAGGGACUUGUGAAUGAAUGUGACACAACGGAACACAAAUUAAGCCAAAUCUUGAUGAACAACACGUACCUCAUUGUGCUGGAUGAUCUAUGGAGUCGUGAAGCUUUGAGAGACAUAACCAAGGUAAUUCCCAUUGCAGAAAAUGGGAGCCGGAUUAUGAUAACCUCAAGGGAAGAGGGUAUGGUUUCUUAUGACAGUGCUACAGAACACAAGAUGGGUCUGAUGGAUGAGCGUGUAAGUUGGUGUCUGCUGAAGCAAAAGGUGUUUGGUAGCAGAGAAUGUCCAUCUGAGUUGGAGAAGAUUGGAAAGGAUAUUGCAAAAGCUUGUAAGGGGAUUCCCCUUGCGAUUGUUGUAGCUGCUCGUAUAUUGUCUCAAACAAAUCAGACUCAAUCCUCAUGGAAGGAACUUGCUCCAAACAUGCGUUCACUUAUCGUGGAAGACGCACACUUCCAAUCUAUAAUAUACUUAAGUUAUGCCGAUUUGCUUCAUCCUUUUAGGUCUUGUUUCUUAUACAUGUGUGGCUUCCAUGACAAUUAUGAAAUUCGAGCCUCCAUGCUUGUCAAGUUAUGGAUGGCUGAAGGAUUUGCUGGAGAUCAAUCGGAUGCUGAAUUUUGUGUGAGGGAGAUCGUGAGAAAAAAUCUAGCUUCUAGCACGGCCAUGAAGGGCAAUGGCAGAAUCAAAAGUUGCAUUGUCCAUGAUUUGGUACGUGACGUGUUCAAAAUAAAGGCGAUAGAUGAGAAUUAUGAGCGACGGUUCAGUAACUCUCAUCUUGAUCUGAGGGAGGUUGCAAGAGCGUACGCUUCAACCAUGCGUUCCAUUAUAAGCUUCCAACGCAAUGAAAGCUCACUACGCGGUCUGCGCAAGUUCAAAUUGCUGAGGGUGUUGGAUGUGGUGGAUACAGAUGCAUAUGCACUCCCUGCAUAUGUGUUCGACCUCUUUCACUUGAGGUACCUUGCUUUCGGAUGUCCAAUGGAGGUUCCAUCAGCCAUAUCCAGACUUGAGAAUCUCCGAUCAUUGAUCAUCCGUCCUAGAAAGAAAUCAAAGAAAUACAAAUACUCAAGGGAUGAGGUAUAUCUACCAUUAGAGAUGUGGAUGAUGCCACUCUUGACGCAUCUUGUAUCCUUCUUCGAUCUCUUGCCAGAUCCAGAGGGAGCAGCUUCUCCUCUGCAGACGCUGGUCACACUGUCUGUGGUAAAGAAGCUGAUAUGUACAGAAGAGAUGAUGAGAUUGAUUUGCAAUGUGAAAAAGCUGUCAAUCACAUAUUUUGGAGAGAGAUAUCAACAAGACUAUCAGCUUCAGAAUCUUGCUCUUCUGUCUCGACUUGAGAAGCUGACACUAGUUGUGAAGGAAGGUUCUCUUCUUCAGCUGAAAGCUAAGCCUGUUUUCCCAGAGGGAUUGACAAAGUUAACAUUGGGUGGUUGGCGAUUUCCUUGGGAAGAUAUGAAAGCUAUUGCAGCGCUGAGCGAGCUCCAAGUGCUCAAAUUGAGAGAUCACGCCUUUCAAGGACAUACGUGGAACACUAAUGAAGAGUGUGAUGAAGAAGUGUAUGAUAAAUAUGAUGGUUUCGUGGAUAAAGGGAAAGUGUUUGUUAGUCUGGGGUAUUUGCUAAUUGAGGAAUGUGAUAUAGAGAAGUGGGAUACUAAGGAACGCCACUUUCCAAGACUGAGGCACCUAGUGCUCAAAGGUUGUCCGAAGCUGAAUGAGAUUCCAAGUGGCAUUGUAUGCAUGUUGAAACUUGAACUAAUAGAGGUUGAUCGUGCAAACGUAUCUCUUCUUAAGUGUGUCCAAGAGAACCAGAAGACACGUAGCAUAUCUGGCAGAGAGCUUAAAGUUGGAGAACUAUAAGAUCCCAAAAUCAUAAACACAAGGUUGCAAGGGACUGGAGAAGCAUCAUCCUUUGAAUCCUUGUUUCUAUUUCUGUAUCUUCUCUCACAUUUGUGAUACUCCAUAUGUAUUUAUUCAGUGUUGGGCCACCUUUUAUUUUAAGGAUAAAAAGGAGAUAUGUUAGUAA